AAAACAAAACAAAAAUCUAGUAAAAUGUAGGUGUGCGUCCGCUUGCUGUGCAGACCGUCCCAAUGACAUAACCAAACUCUUACUGACUGAGGAUCGCAUCGGAGUCGCAGCGUUGCAUACUGUAGUCUCAUCUAUCUUUCUUUUGCGGUUACUUCGCACAGAAACUCGGCAAAAUGACUUCUGGAGUCAGUGUACAUGAUGAGGUCAUCAUGCUGUUCCAAAAUAUGAAAAUUAAGAAGAUGUCAUCCCCAGAUGAAAAGAGGAAAAAGGCUGUAUUGUUCUGCUUGAGUGACGACCUCAAGUUCAUCAUUAUCAGUCCAGGCAAAGAAAUCCUGGUGGGAGAUCAGAGCGAUGAUCCCUAUGCUGAAUUUGUUAAUAUGCUCCCUCGGGAUGAUUGCUGCUAUGCCCUGUAUGACGCAAGUUAUGAGACUAAGGAUUCCAAGAAAGAAGAUCUGGUUUUUGUUGCCUGGGCUCCAGAAACUGCAAAAAUCAAAAACCGGUUGAUUUACGCCAGUUCAAAAGAAGCAUUAAUUAAAAAACUUACAGGUAUCAAGCACAGUGUGCAGGCUACUUCAUGGGAUGAGAUCAAGGACCGCUCUGUCAUAUGUGACAAGCUCGGGGGGGUUAUCUCAUUUGAAGGGAAGCCUGUGUAAAUAACUGCACGGUGCCGCUUUAUUGGAUUCCACACUAAAAGUCCUUUUAUCAUGUUUAUGGAAAUAAGUACUUUUUCAAGAAGAAAAUAUCUCAUACUUUUUUUUUUUCUUUCGAACCUUCCCCAUUCCAUUUGUAAUCCAGGCUGUACGACUGAUCACCAUCUUGCACCCAAAAGAGUUUCUAGAUCAGUGUUGGUCUUGGUUUUGUCAGCUUCCGAGUCCUGCAUCUAAAUGCUUGAGCAAGUCUGGACUGUAUUGCAUUGUGUGAAUGCUCAGUAUUUUUAUUUCGAAAUGUGCACUGCUGGGUAGAAAAUUCUGCCUUCCCAUUAUAUCUGCAGAUAUAAUUUAAUUAAAUAAAUUAACUGAUGGGCAGUUUGUCCUGCUCUAUCAAGGUUCCAGAGAGGAGGGGAAAGCUAAAAUUUCUUUGUGUAGGUUCUUUGGUGAUUUUCUUCUAUAGUUGUAUAGGAAAAUAUAAAGGAAGCAUUCCAUUUCUAUAGAAUACAGAACUGUCCUGUUCACAAGCAGCAUGCUUCCAAACUGUGAUGGUAACUGCAUUCCUUUUUCACCGAACUUGCAGUACAUUUCUGCUGACUGGGUUACUAGUCAAGCGAGUCUUCCAACUGAAAGGCAACUUCAGAAGCACUUUUUUUUCUGUUUCCACUGCAGUGUCUUUGAGACAUCUUUGGGUUCUUCAUGAGUAAUCAUUUCUUGUGAUGGUCGUUUUUUUUUUAUUAUUUUUUAUUUCAGUUUUGCAUUAUUAUGCAGCCAAGCAAAGUGAACAACGAAAUUCCUUGGUUUUUAAAAUGUGAGGGAAUGUGUGGUUAACAUCAGUGGUUUGAAAGUGGCAUUGUUGCCAGUUGUAAUAAAGAGAUGUAUCAAAA
Messenger RNA from Polyodon spathula (Mississippi paddlefish), 1534 nucleotides. RefSeq names its product cofilin-1-like. NCBI's taxonomy places the organism in Eukaryota, Metazoa, Chordata, Actinopteri, Acipenseriformes, Polyodontidae. The transcript has 4 exons. Bases 174 to 653 code for a protein of 159 amino acids. Gene Ontology annotation, cellular component: cytoplasm; actin cortical patch; actin cytoskeleton. The record is from RefSeq and is a predicted model, not a curated record. Gene Ontology annotation, molecular function: actin filament binding. Gene Ontology annotation, biological process: actin filament severing; actin filament fragmentation; cell motility.